Alternaria ventricosa is the source of this 582-nucleotide messenger RNA. RefSeq lists its product as uncharacterized. Lineage: Eukaryota; Fungi; Ascomycota; Dothideomycetes; Pleosporales; Pleosporaceae. The transcript has a single exon. The record is from RefSeq and is a predicted model, not a curated record. The coding region runs from base 1 to 582 and encodes 193 amino acids.
AUGCCGCCAAACACCAGCGCCGCGCAGAAGAAGAAGAAGAAGCCCUUCUUCCAACAUUUCAGAACGCGAGCACAAUUACGCACACCCAUCAAUAAAACGUACUAUUUCCCCACCGCGCAGAAAGCCAGAAAUAACAUACGCAACAAUAACUUUCUGGAUUCAGUGGCACUAGGUGUUACGCCUCUGAUCCACAAGUGUGAAGACAUGGGCGAUCUGGGACUCAGUGGCGUGGAGAUGGGGGAUGAGGAGAGGGGCGAGAGGGGCGAACUGGAGUUUGGGACUGGGUUGGAGGCGGAGAUGGAAGAGGAUGAUGAGAAGAGGGGGAAGAUGGCUUGGUUGAAGGAGAAGUUGUGGGGGAAGGGGACUUGGGCUGUUUGUAGUGGGAGGGAGGAAGAGGAGGAGAUGGAGCGUGAGCUUAUGUGUUUGGCGAGAGCGGCGGUGCCGCUGAUGGGUGCGCACGAUGAGGAUGAGAUGGAGGUUGUCGGUGGGCCUUCGAUGAAGAGGGAGUGCCCAAAUAUGGGUGACCAUAUGGGUGGCUUCUCGGAGGCUGAUGUUCGAUGGUUAAACGGCUUGGGGGCGUGA